AAAAUAACCACGUCUAAACUUUUCAUCCUCGCUCUCAUUUUGAUUUUCUGAGAGAAAAAAAAAAACUAAAUCUUUCUUUUUUUUCCUUGUGAUAGAUAUGGAGAUUUCAUUAGUGAGAUGUUCACAAGCAAAAAUCAUGAAAAAUGAUGUUGAGAUUCGUGAAUUAGGGUUUUGUAAUUUGAUGAAUAAUCAAAUCUUUAAUAACAAAACAAAUAGGAUUUGUUUUGAUGGUCUGAUGAUGAAUGAUAAUAAGAGAUGGAGAAGAUCGUGUAAGGUUCAAUUAGCUUUGAGAGCUAUCAAAUCGGAGACAGAGAAGACAGAAACAGUCAUUAGAAAACAAUCUAACUCAGAAGGAAGACCAAAACUGUAUGUUGGACUUCCUCUUGAUGGAGUCUCUGACUGCAAUUCUGUCAACCAUGCAAGAGCAAUUGCUGCUGGAUUAAAGGCGUUGAAGCUCUUGGGUUUAGAAGGAGUGGAGUUUCCGAUUUGGUGGGGUAUAGUUGAGAAGGAAACAAUGGGUCAAUACAAUUGGUCAGGCUAUGUUGCUCUUGCAAAGAUGGUGCAAGAAGCGGGUCUGAAGUUACGUGUUUCCCUUUGCUUCCACGGCUUAAAAGAACCUUCAAUUCCGUUACCCGAAUGGGUAUCUCGUAUUGGAGAAUUACAACCUGAUAUCUACUUCACUGAUCGCUCUGGAAGGCGUUACACUGAGUGUUUGUCUUUGGCUGUUGAUGAUCUUCCAGUGCUCAAUGGAAAAACUGCAAUGGAAGUUUACCAAGGAUUUCUUGAGAGCUUUAAAUCGUCUUUCUCACCUUUCAUGGGUUCCACUAUCACGGACAUCACAAUUGGUUUAGGACCAAAUGGUGACCUCAGAUACCCGUCUAGUCCUUCAGCAAGUACACAAGAUUCUAGAGUUGGAGAAUUCCAGUGCUUUGACAAACACAUGCUCGACCACCUCAAACUGCAUGCUGCAGUAACUGGAAACCCUAACUGGGGACUUGGCGGUCCACAUGAUGCCCCAACUUACUACCAAUCUCCCAACUCCAAUACUUUCUUCAAGGAGAAUGGAGGUUCAUGGCAAACUCCUUAUGGUGAUUUCUUCCUGUCCUGGUAUUCAAACCAACUCAUCUCUCAUGGAGAUCGUCUUCUCUCUCUUGCCUCCUCAAUUUUCCGGAACACUCUUGUCACGAUAUCCGGAAAAGUCCCACUUGUACACAACUGGUAUAAAGUUCAAUCCCAUCCUUCUGAAAUGACUGCAGGAUUCUACAACUCAGACUCAAGAGAUGGUUAUAAUCAAGUUGCAGAACUUUUUGCGAAAAAUUCUUGUAAGAUUAUCCUCCCAGGAAUGGAUUUAUCCGAUAAACACCAGCCUUCUGAAUUAUAUUCAAGUCCCGAACUAUUGCUUUCUCAGAUCAGAACUGCUUGUGAGAACCAUGGGGUAAAAUAUGUUGGUGAGAAUUUGUUGGCGUCAGGUAUGCUGCCAUUGAAUGGUUUUGAAAGGAUCAAGCAUAACCUUUCAAAGGGAGCUGCAGUAGAUUCAUUCACGUAUCAGAGGAUGGGGGCAUAUUUUUUCUCACCAAAACACUUUUCGUCAUUCACAGAGUUUGUCAGGAGCCUAAACAAGCCUGAAUUGCAUCAUGAUGAUAUGCCGACAUAUGAAAAAGAAGAAACCAUAUUGGUAUCUAAACCAGUUAAGGAUCUCAGAAUGCAAGAAGUUUAGUAGAAGUAAGAUAUCAUAAUUCCUGUAUAUAUAGAUGUCAAGGAAUUACAAAUGUAAAUUGUAUGUGGAGAGAAAUUUAUAUAUAAUAGAAAGAACCUAACAGUGUUACCAUUUGCACACAAAAAAAAGAACCCGCAAACUAAAGCUUCAAAGGAGUUUGAGCUUGCUAGUUGUUGCUGGGUAAAUUUAUAUAUAAUAGAAAGAAAGUACUGGUGAAGAAGAUGCAGGAGAAAAUUAGUGUAAAUUUAAGCUCAAUUUAUCGAGAAACUGUAAGAAAGAACUGGAGACAAAUAAAGGGCACGUACCGUGCGCCUGCAGAAUGCAUACUCUGUGUUAUGUAAAUUAUUUGAGGAGACGGUUUUCCCUUA
This is a messenger RNA of Papaver somniferum (opium poppy), 2085 nucleotides long. RefSeq names its product inactive beta-amylase 9-like. NCBI's taxonomy places the organism in Eukaryota, Viridiplantae, Streptophyta, Magnoliopsida, Ranunculales, Papaveraceae. The transcript has 3 exons. Bases 98 to 1717 code for a protein of 539 amino acids. Gene Ontology annotation, biological process: polysaccharide catabolic process. The record is from RefSeq and is a predicted model, not a curated record. Gene Ontology annotation, molecular function: beta-amylase activity.